AGGGUGAUCUAGGAAUGAAAUAUAUAGUAAAAGUAUAUGAAGAUUGUCAACAUUCAGAUUUGUUACCAUGUUUGAAGAAGAAGGCUAUAUUGUUCUUUGAUCGUGCAGCAAGAAUGGAAUCAAUUCCUGUAGUCAAUGGUAUAGAUAUAGUCAAAGGAUCGGAAGUAGAAAUUGCACCUAUUAGUGAGAAUGACAUAGAUUCAAAUUUGCCUAGAGGAUUUGGUAGCAAAGAUGAAAUAUUAUCAGCCAUGUUAUGGGAUAGGAUUGCUGCAUUCGCUAAUUCAAGGACGGUUCAGUUUUCAUUACCGAAAAUGUCUGGUGAAGAACUCAAUAGAGGAGUUGAAGAAGGUCGCGGCAAGAUGAAGAAAAUGAUGGGGAUGAUGAUGAUGGGAGGUGUGAUGAAGUUAGCAGCGAUGAUACCAUUAGCCAUGGCCGGUCUCUUCGUGCUGGCAGGAAAAGCUUUAAUUGUGUCAAAGAUCGCGUUAUUACUGGCCGGUAUCCUCGCUAUUAAGAAAAUAAUAUCACAGAAGAGUAGUGGAGGUCAUGAGACUCACGGCUGGUCAUCAGGGGGCGGCAGUGGCGGAUGGGAUAAGAGGUCCCAUAACGAUGUCUCAGAUCUAGCAUAUUCUGCGUACAAGACUGAAUAGAUUUAAGUGUUUAACGAAUAAUGCCACACUUUUAGUAGAUAACUACUACACUAAGGGUCUUAGUAUUGCUUUCUUAUAUCUAGUAUUAAUUCUUAUUUCUUACGUACUCCGCUGGCGCAUUGAUCCAAAGUGGGUCUUAGCCUCCGACACGAGAUCGCCAAAGUCGCCUGUCCUGCGCCUUCUCCUGCCAGUCCAUCGCUUGUAGCUCCCGCAGAUCCAGCUCUACGGCGUCUCGCCAGCGGUACCUCGGCCAACCGAUUCUUAAUUCUAAUUAGUAAAUAUUUAUUUAUUUAAAGUCUAUAUUAAAGAAUUAGUGUAACUGAUCCCUAAAGGACUGCUUUAGUAAUCAAUUUUGAGUGUGGUAGUAAGACAAGUUUGGGUUUUCUUUGCUUAAUAAUAUUAAAAAUAUAUAAGUUAUAUGACAUCUCUCUGACUAAAGUAUUGUUAUUUUAAGAUUGAAUAUGUCUAUUAAUUAUUUUUAUAUUAUAUUAUAUUUAAAAAAAAAUCCUAUAAUCUACGAGUAUUUGGAUUGGUGAUAUUAUGGAGACUCAAUAGGUAACAUUUUAAACGAUCAUGCCUUUUUAUACUUUUUUAUUUUGGA
Papilio xuthus (Asian swallowtail) is the source of this 1248-nucleotide messenger RNA. RefSeq names its product DUF1676 domain-containing protein Osi12. Gene Ontology annotation, cellular component: membrane. The transcript has 3 exons. The coding region runs from base 15 to 647 and encodes 210 amino acids. NCBI's taxonomy places the organism in Eukaryota, Metazoa, Arthropoda, Insecta, Lepidoptera, Papilionidae. The record is from RefSeq and is a predicted model, not a curated record.